CUGAAAAAAUAAAAUAUUACCCAAUAACUAUUGCUCAAGUAGUAGUUGAUGCAUUAAAAGUAUUCAUGCCAUCACCACCAGUGCCAACCACAUCAAUAAGUGAAUCUUGUAAUCAUUAUUUUUUUGCAGGUUAUAAAGCAGCAAUUAUUUUUGGAUCAUUAUCUUUAUCAUACAGUUUAAAGCUACCAGAAAUGUUGCAAUUUGACCCAAAAGAUGGCUCAUUAUUUAUAUUAGAUAAAUUAUAA
Entrophospora sp. SA101 is the source of this 245-nucleotide messenger RNA. Lineage: Eukaryota; Fungi; Glomeromycota; Glomeromycetes; Entrophosporales; Entrophosporaceae. The record is from the annotation of a GenBank genome assembly.